GUCACUCAUCGUUCAGCGGCGGCAACACCAUAUAUUCAUUUUGACAGCGACAAUUCGCAUGCUGUCAAACGAGACGAACACGCGUGCUUAACACACAACAAAAUAUUCCGUUUUGAAUAGAAUCAAAUACCGAAUCAACAGAAAGUUCAAGAAAUAUGGAGAAGAAAAAAUUUAAAAAGCAUCAAACCAAAAGUAAAAAUGCACAAGGCAAAAAGUCGAAUGGUGUUAAAAGUGGAGGCAAGUCGGAAUUUAAAGGAAAAAUCAAAGGUGGUGUACGUGAAGAUGCUGAAAUUAAAUCGUUGCUAGAAAAAUAUCCAACGAUAAGUGCGAAGAAAGUUGAAAAAUUCAGUGAUUUUCCACUGUCCAGGAAAACGUUGCAAGGACUACAGAAGAGUAAUUAUGCCAAACCGACAGAAAUUCAGCGCCAAUCGAUUGGAUAUGCACUUCAGGGUCGAGAUAUAUUGGGUGCAGCCAUCACCGGCAGUGGCAAAACAUUGGCCUUUUUAAUCCCAGUAAUGGAGAAUCUGUUUGUUAAGAAAUGGGUGCGUCAAGACGGAAUUGGAGCAAUCAUCAUUUUACCCACAAGAGAAUUGGCUUAUCAAAUUUUCGAAACACUUAAAAAAGUUGGUGCUCAUCAUGACUUUUCGGCUGGUUUAAUUAUCGGUGGGAAAAAUUUAAAAUUUGAACGCACACGAAUGGAUCAAUGUAAUGUGAUUAUCUGCACACCCGGCCGAUUGCUGCAGCACAUGGAUGAAAAUCCAUUGUUCAACUGUUCGUCGAUGCAAACUUUAGUUUUGGAUGAAGCCGAUCGUUGUCUUGACAUGGGUUUCGAAGAGUCAAUGAAUGCAAUCAUUGAAAAUCUACCACCCGAACGACAAACACUUCUAUUUUCGGCCACUCAAACCAAAUCGGUCAAAGAUCUUGCACGAUUGAGUCUUCGUGAUCCAGUCUACGUUGCUCCGCACGAGCAACAGGCCGUCAUUACACCAGCUGCGCUGAAACAAAACUACGUAGUCAUCGAAUUAGAGGAUAAACUAACAAUGCUUUGGUCAUUCGUCAAGAAUCACUUGAAACAGAAAACUAUCGUUUUUAUGGCGACGUGCAAGCAAGUUAAAUACAUUUACGAGAUAUUCUGCAAACUUCGACCAGGUGUCAGUGUUAUGGCAUUGUACGGUACAUUGCAUCAGGACCGUAGAAUGGCCAUUUAUGAUGAAUUUUGCCGCAAAAAGAAUGCAGUAUUGCUUGCCACCGAUUUGGCUGCUCGAGGUCUGGACAUUCCAGCAGUUAAUUGGUCUAUGCAAUUGGACGCACCGUCAGAUCCAAAUGAGUAUAUCCAUCGAGCCGGCAGAACAGCACGAAACACUGCACACGGUGAAAGUUUGCUGGUUCUACUGCCAAGCGAAGAAGAAGGCAUGGUAAAAGAGUUGACCGACAGAAAAAUUCCAAUCAAUAAAAUUCACGUGGAUCCAAAAAAAAUGUUCACACCACGUGCCAAGAUCGAAGCCUUUUUGGCACAAAACAAAGAAUUGAAGGAGUCAGCACAGCGUGCUCUCAUCAAUUAUGUUAAAUCGAUUGCACUGAUGAAGAACAAAGAGAUUUUCAAAGUUGAAGCUCUGAAUAUUGAAGCAUACGCUCAAUCUCUUGGGCUAAUGUUUGCUCCGCGCGUGAAAUUUUUGCAAGGUGUAAAGUAUUUCGCAGAGAAGAAGAAAGCUGAAUCGGAAAAAGGAAAAGCGAAUGAUGAUGAUAUUGCUCAAAAAUUGGAAACUAAUGACAGUGAUGGAAGCGAAAAUGAAAGCGAAGGUGACGACAGCGACGAGGAGUCAGGUGAUGAAGAGCAGGAAGGAGAAGAAGAAGAUUCUGGAGAUGAAGACGAAGACGAAUCAGAAUCUGAGUCAGAAGAAGAGUCAAAUGCUUCGGCAAAACCAAGUAAAAAGCCAAGCAAAGUAGACAAAACAAACCAAUUCAAUGAAUCAUCUGACGAUGAUGAAGGGGACGAUUUCAUGCGGAUAAAACGUCGUGACCACGAAAUCGAGGAGGAUACGUUGCCCGAAGUACCGGAUUUGGCCGAAGUCAAAUCGAAAAAGCAAAAGGUUGUUACAAAGGCAGCGCUCGCCAAAAAGUUGAUCAAAAAGAAGAUUUUGCCGAACAAAAAGGUCGAAUUCGAUGAAGAAGGCAAUGAAUUGGAAAUGGCAAACAAACUGAAAUCAGAUCUAGCUAAAGAAUAUGAACAGUCCACAGAGUGUGGUAUUGAUAUUUCGAAAGCCAGAGAAUUGAUCAAAGAGGAGGAUAAAUUCGAUAAGGAGCGAUUCAAGCAAAUGGUCAAAGCCAAACACCGGAAAAAGAAAUUGAAGAGCAAAAAAGACAAGAAUGAUCAGGGUGAACAGGAUGAUUUCGGAAGCGAAGAAGAGAGCGACGGACCAGAUAUGUCGUGGUUGCCAGAUCCAGACAAAAUCUAUGGCAACAAAUCGAAUGAUGUGUCCGAUACAGAGAGCGAAAGUGGAUUCGGUGCCCGUCAAGUGGUUAACUCUUCAAGCGAUGAUGACAGUGAAUCCGAAGAGGAACAACCAGUUCACAAACCGAAUAAAAGAAAACUUCGAAUUCGAAACGAUGAUAGCGAUCAAAGCGAAGAAGAACUGUCAACGUCGAAGAAAAUUCGGAAAAUCACAUCAAAACUUACGGUCGAUGAUGCCGAAUCAUUUGCCAUGCAACUUUUAUCGAAGUAACACACUUUUUAACUCAUUGAAAAUUUCGAAUGUAUAUAAUUUAUAUUUUUUAUUUCCAAACAGUUUAAAUUCGUAAUAAAUUCUAUUAUUAUAAAAAAAAA
Molecule: messenger RNA, 2824 nt
Organism: Sitodiplosis mosellana (orange wheat blossom midge)
Lineage: Eukaryota; Metazoa; Arthropoda; Insecta; Diptera; Cecidomyiidae
Product: probable ATP-dependent RNA helicase DDX10
Exons: 2
Coding region: 156-2723 (855 amino acids)
Biological process (GO): rRNA processing
Cellular component (GO): nucleus
Molecular function (GO): nucleic acid binding; ATP binding; RNA helicase activity
Source: RefSeq, a predicted model, not a curated record